This is a messenger RNA of Magallana angulata, 772 nucleotides long. RefSeq lists its product as uncharacterized. The transcript is spliced from 4 exons. The record is from RefSeq and is a predicted model, not a curated record. The coding region runs from base 160 to 648 and encodes 162 amino acids. NCBI's taxonomy places the organism in Eukaryota, Metazoa, Mollusca, Bivalvia, Ostreida, Ostreidae.
ACGAUAUCCGCUACACAAAUCUAUCACGGGAGUCGUGAAUUUGGGCGCUUUACGGGGCAUCUUCUGUCUUGUGUAAGGUUAGGUCAGGGCCUGGUAUUUAAGCUCUUGGUGGAAUUAUCCGUACAUCCAUUUGGGGCGUCCGUGGAUCAAAACAGCAAGAUGCGGAUCCUGGUAGCGAUCGCCGUUGUGACAUUCUUUUCCUGUGCAACUGCCGACAGCUACGGCGGUGGAUAUAGUGGUGGAUAUGGAGGCGGAUAUGGUGGAUACUCGGGUGGAUCCGGUGGAUAUGCUGGCAUGUAUCCCGCUAUGAGUGGAUACAGCGGAUAUGGUGGAUACAGUGGUUACGGUAGCAGUAGUGGAUAUGGUACUAGCGGUGGAUACGGAAAGGGCAAAGGUCAAGGUGGCGGAGCGCUGUACAUUCCUUACAAUUACCCUAACCCUGUUCCAUACCCAAUGCCAGUCGGCGGAGGAGGUGGAGCGGCCGCAGCCACCCUCCCCUCCCUGCCUAGCCCCCUCCCACUCACUCUAGGUCAGGGUAUUGGUAGGCAGAGGCAACAAACUCAAAACGGAUGGUUAGCUGCUUUGUUGGGAGGUCUUCUUUUAUACUGGCUUUGGAACAGCAACAACAACAACAACAACAGCGGAUAAAUUUGGAAAAAACUUUGUCCUUUUUCGCUAUUGUUCAUCACGCAAGCUUGAAUUGGUCGCCCAGUGUGUAUGUUUCUUUAUUGUAUCGUUUUUGCAUUUGCUAUUAAAGGCACCUGUACCCAGA